Lutra lutra (Eurasian river otter) is the source of this 889-nucleotide messenger RNA. It is a transcript of the gene BBIP1, whose product is annotated as BBSome interacting protein 1. Lineage: Eukaryota; Metazoa; Chordata; Mammalia; Carnivora; Mustelidae. The record is from RefSeq and is a predicted model, not a curated record. Gene Ontology annotation, biological process: cilium assembly; receptor localization to non-motile cilium. The transcript is spliced from 5 exons. Gene Ontology annotation, cellular component: BBSome. The coding region runs from base 286 to 498 and encodes 70 amino acids.
CUUGCAAUCGGAAGUUACUGUUGAAGCCAAAGCAGCCAUAACUGAUAAGGGCACGGAGUUUCCUGGCCUCCCGUCUCCAGUGUGACGUAGUUUUCCCUUCGCCCAAAUCUCACCGUUGCCCUGGGCAACAGUCGAGCCGUCUGGGAAGAUAAAUCUUUCCUUCUGUAGGCUUGAGUCAAGAACUGUAAGUCAUCUUGGUCAUCCUGGGUUGGAUGCCUAACGUUGCCAGAAAAAAGACCAGGAGAACUUUCAGGAAAAAACUUAGCUGUAUCCAACAAUUCAGAUAUGGCGGAAGUGAAGUCAAUGUUCCGGGAAGUUCUUCCAAAACAAGGGCAGUUGUCAGUGGAAGAUAUAACCACAAUGGUGCUGUGUAAACCUAAACUUUUGCCCUUAAAAUCUCUGACUCUGGAAAAACUGGAGAAAAUGCAGCAAGCAGCCCAGGAUACGAUUCGCCAACAAGAAGUGGCAGAGAAGGAACAACAGCAAAUAACUCACUGAAUGCACCCAACAUAACUUGUAAGGAUUUUGGUGGCAGUGAAACACGUUUUACUGGAAAUGAAGUUGGUUUUCUAAAGCCUGUAUCUUGCUGAAAUGUAGUCCUUUCCAUUCAGCCAGCAGAUGGGAAAGAGGAAAAGGAACCCCAGAAAUGGCUAUUCAUACAAGGUGGCAGUUGCACCGUCUCUUUUCCUCAAAUGGUUGGGAGCAGACUGAGUUUACCUUGGAUACCCUGCCUUGGGAUUUGGGCUUCCUUGAUUUCAAUAGAGCACUCUCAGUAUGUGAAUUUCCAGAUUUUCCUUUUUCUUCUUCAAAUACCACCUUGUGGAUUCUGUGUAACUCUCUGUUUUAUUUUGUUUUGUUGUUUUACUUAAAAGCAUAUUAUUUAAUUGGA